ACAAAUCAGAUGCAAACGGAACCUUUAUCUUCAUCUCCCAACACUGUGUCACCGGUGCCAUUAAAUAAUCUCAGCAGUGCUCCAAGGUCGGGAACGGUUAUUCCAAAUCGCAUCUUUGUAGGAGGAAUUGAUGUUGAGACUAAUGAAAAUGAUCUGAGGAAGUUUUUUGCUCGGUAUGGCAGAGUAAAAGAAGUGAAGAUAGUAAAUGACAGAGCUGGAAUAUCAAAGAGGUACGGCUUCAUUACUUUUGAAACAGUAGAAGAUGCACAGAAGAUUUUACAAGAGACUGAAAAACUUGAUUACAAGGAUAAGAAAUUGAAUAUUGGUCCAGCUAUAAGAAAACAAAUAAGGAGUCCUCGUUCUACUGUAAUACCAGAAGCUGGUACAACAUACUUAACUACUUCAAGUGGAUGUCCUUAUAUUUAUCAUAAUGGAGUGGCUUAUUUUCCUAUGCCUGAAGUUCCUUCUGUUCCGCAGCCAUGGCCAUUGUGCUCUGUUUCCAGUUCACCUGUGAUGGUAGCUCAACCGGUUUGUCAGUCUCCUACAUACCAUUAUCAGGCACCAACACAGUAUCUUCAAAGUCAGUGGCAGUGGUCUGUUCCACAGUCACCUGCCUCUUCACCUUCAGUUUUGUAUGUGCAGCCAUCUGAAGUAAUAUAUCAGCCAAUAGGGAUUACCCAGGAAAGUGGAUGUGUACCACCAACUUCUCUCCUACUGGAAGCUGCAGUUCCAGAGUUGUAUUCUGAUCCUGGAGUUCAAGCACCACAUCACCAGCCUUUUGCCCAGAGUGCCAUAGUCAUGCCUACACCUGUGAGUAUCAAACUAAGAUAG
Messenger RNA from Chaetura pelagica (chimney swift), 831 nucleotides. It is a transcript of the gene BOLL, whose product is annotated as boule-like RNA-binding protein. Gene Ontology annotation, molecular function: RNA binding. The record is from RefSeq and is a predicted model, not a curated record. The coding region runs from base 10 to 831 and encodes 273 amino acids. The transcript has 9 exons. Lineage: Eukaryota; Metazoa; Chordata; Aves; Apodiformes; Apodidae.